CGGCUGCCUGUCGCAAAGAUGAGGCCCAUGUUACUCGCCCUAGUGGCGUCACACUUGGCCGACGCCUCGAUCAUCCCCAGACGUAGUCGGCAUGACGUUGAUCCUUUCUGCCCCAAGCCGCUCGAGACGCGGCCCAUCAUCCAGUUCCCCAACGGCACAUGGGCCGAAAACAUCGCCGUACGCAGCAACGGCAACAUCCUCGUCACGUUGCUCAACGAGCCCGCCAUCUACGAGGUCGACCCGCGCCAGAAGCCCGUCGCCUCGAAGCUCGUGCACAAGUUCGAUGGGGUCAGCAGCCUCUUCGGCAUCGCCGAGGUCUCGGACGACGUCUUCGCAGUGGCCAUGGGCAACUUCUCGCUCCGGGAGAAGCCGAAAUCUGGGUCGUAUGCCGUGUGGAAGGUGGACCUGAAUAGGGCCGAAGCCUCCGUAUCCGAGGUCGCGAGGAUUGCCGAGGCGGAGCUGCUCAACGGUAUUACGGUGCUCGACAGGCACUCGCAGACCGUCCUGUGCGCAGACAGCGCUCUGGGCGUCGUGUUCCACAUCAAUAUCCGAACGGGGGCGUACCACAUCGCCAUCGAUGACGCAGCCUUCAAACCCCCCAGCACCGCUUUCUUCCCUCUGGGAGUCAACGGUGUGCGGUACGCACGGCCUUAUCUGUACUUUACCAACACCUUUGCGCAAGAGUUUGGUCGCGUUCCCGUCGACUGCGCCAACGGCAAGGCCACGGGCCCGGUCGAGGCGCUCAACGGCAAAGUCGGCUACGACCUGGAUGACUUUGCCCGUGACAGGCGGGGCAAUGCGUACAUCUCGGCCGGGUUUACCAGCGAUAUUGUCUGUGUCGGCAAAAACGGUACGGCUGUGUCUGUUGCGGGAGGCCCGAGCCAGAAGACUAUCCUGGGCCCGACAUCCAUGGUGUGGGGACGGACGAGGGCGGACAGGAGUGUUCUUUACGUUUCGACGUCGGGGGACAAGUCUUCAAACACUGGUCUCGGUGGUCAGGUUGUUGCACUGGUAAUGCCACGGUGAUUGGGACUUGCAUUUGCUGGAUUCGGUUAUACGAUAAGG
Messenger RNA from Purpureocillium takamizusanense, 1065 nucleotides. RefSeq lists its product as uncharacterized. NCBI's taxonomy places the organism in Eukaryota, Fungi, Ascomycota, Sordariomycetes, Hypocreales, Ophiocordycipitaceae. The transcript has a single exon. The record is from RefSeq and is a predicted model, not a curated record. Bases 19 to 1026 code for a protein of 335 amino acids.